AUGUCUGGAUUUGAGCGAAUGGCCAAAGCAGAUAUCAUCGGCGCCAUUCUCCACCCUGUCCAUGGAGCUCUGCAGCCCGUCAAAGUGGCGGGAGGCCUUGGACUCGGCACGCGGUCCGCCUCCCACGGUUUGGCAGUGCCUGACGGUGAGCAAAAGCCCAGGACAAAGCCCCGGAGCGAGACCAACGGAGCGUCACGCAAAGAUGAGGCGCAGAAGACGAGCGCCGCGGGCCAAGUUGAUCAGUUUAAAAUUUACGAGAUCUCACGUCUCCACCCCGAGUGCAGCAAUGGGUCAUGGGCUACCGAGGACGUCAACGACGGUGACAAUGAUGGUGGACAGCCAGGUGAAGCCCUUGCCCAUGGCACGGAUUCCCGGGGGGGACCACGAAUUGGGGUUCUUGCGGAGCAGACGCGCUUACAGCAACACGCACGUGGAGCUGCUCUGUUGAGGUUUACCGAUACUGUCACGGCCGUGGACGUCCUGCCGACAUUGCACAUCCACGACUGCACGUUCAAAGGCCACGUCUACUCAAAUACCACAUCGUCCGAAAUCACCAGUCUCGUCCUGUCCCGUACGAUAAGCUACGUGAUUCCUAUCGCCCCGGGCAAUAAAGAUGCCUCUGUCUGCGACGACAGAUGCCCCAGCGGAGGAAAGGAUCCCCUAAUGUUUGAGCCGCAGGAGGGCGUUGCUACCAGGUUAAUCUACGAUCUAUUUCAAGGGCUCCGUUGCAAACUGCAACAAAGCUGUCUCGGAUACACCACGCUUUGCGCAAUGCUCGAGUUUUCUGAUAUUGACAGUGGGAUAAGGGAUCUCCUUGGGGGGAUCCGCGAUCAGGAUUUCAUGCUCCAGGGGAAGGCCCCGCAAAUUAUUGCUCACUAG
Cladophialophora bantiana CBS 173.52 is the source of this 879-nucleotide messenger RNA. RefSeq lists its product as uncharacterized. Bases 1 to 879 code for a protein of 292 amino acids. The transcript is spliced from 2 exons. NCBI's taxonomy places the organism in Eukaryota, Fungi, Ascomycota, Eurotiomycetes, Chaetothyriales, Herpotrichiellaceae. The record is from RefSeq and is a predicted model, not a curated record.